Messenger RNA from Opisthorchis viverrini, 195 nucleotides. RefSeq lists its product as hypothetical. The transcript is spliced from 2 exons. The coding region runs from base 1 to 195 and encodes 64 amino acids. NCBI's taxonomy places the organism in Eukaryota, Metazoa, Platyhelminthes, Trematoda, Opisthorchiida, Opisthorchiidae. The record is from RefSeq and is a predicted model, not a curated record.
AUGCAACUUGACUCUGAUCAUGCCAUCGUGCAGGCCAGGUUAUCACUCUUCCUUGCGUCAGAAAUACGCGCGCAGUCCCCGGGUUUCCGUCAACCUUAUGUUCUACUUGAAACCAAAUUGCACGAAAUUAGCGAAUAUACACUCAUCUGCAAACUAAUUUGGUUCUUUCGAGAGACUCACCUGGAACCCAGCUGA